This is a messenger RNA of Hypoxylon fragiforme, 1771 nucleotides long. RefSeq lists its product as uncharacterized. Bases 280 to 1515 code for a protein of 411 amino acids. The transcript has a single exon. The record is from RefSeq and is a predicted model, not a curated record. Lineage: Eukaryota; Fungi; Ascomycota; Sordariomycetes; Xylariales; Hypoxylaceae.
CGAUUCUAUUCGCAACCUGGAACUACCCUAGGUAUCCAACAUCUACAUUGUACAGAGCUAUCGCCAACCCCCACCGUGUAUGGGAACACUUUAAAAGGAAAAAGACUGCGUAUAGGUUCAGUGACACGCGAUUUCAGUGUCUGAAUUUCUAUACCAACUGAAAAACCCUCGAAAUACCCCGAGUAAGGACCUUGCGAAAUCCGAAUGUCCCCGCAACAUCAAACCCGAGUCAUUCGCCAUCAUCAUCGUCGUUAGUAUUGACGACACCACAAUCCCAAAAUGGUGGUCCGGACUACUUCCCUCAACUCGCUCAAGAACUUCCUUCCUAAAAUUCACCAAACUCUACUGACCCGCCGUGAAUCCCAACAAUUACUUGACUCCAUCACCAGUUCCUUCCGGAAGAACCUCGACAAGGAGCACCCGUGGGAGCAUAAUGAAGACUUGACCUCACAGAAACCCAUCACACAGGCCACCAAAACUAUCCUCUCUGCGCCCAGCCAUUCCGCCUCGUUACCUGAUAGAUCGAGCCGACAACUUCCGACCGAUCGUCAUCUCGGCGCCAUCCUCUCUAACCCCCUUUUCGCCCAUGAAGAGAAUAAGAAACCGGCUACAGUCCCCAGGGACCCAUUCGAUGUAUUUGAUUAUGCCGUGUCGAGGGGACUCAUGACCCCCCGCCGCGCUGCCGGCUUCCUCGCUAAAGUGCGAUCCCAAAUCACCGGCGAAUCUGCGGACGAUAUUCGACAGGGCAUGGCGAAAUCUGGUGCUGGGCUUCGGGUAGUCCAGUGGCUUCGUGCCUCGGGCUUAGAAAAUGAUUUGCAGUUUCUCUCCCAUCCAAGUCUUUUCGCCGCCUUGAUACCGUUCAUGUAUGCCGAAGGACUAGAAGAGGUGGUAUGGUAUUGGGUAGCGCAUCUUGGUGCACGCGAAGAGACGGACGGGAAGGCUAGGUCUUGGCAGGACGGUGCUCUGUCUGCCUUGUUAAACGCUAUCGUGAAGCAGACGAACACUUCAUAUUCCGGGCUCAAGAUGAACCUUGAUCGCUCAUACGAGGCGAUCGUUCGCGCAAAUGACCUGCUGCCAAUGCAAAACCAAAUAGCUCUCAAGAGCUUCAAGAAAGCCUGGGUUGGUCUAUCGUGGGCCUCUACAGUCUUCGCCUCCGAACGGCCAAAACCGUCCGCUCCUCUUUUCGAGUCCUUCAUCAAUAUAGGACGCCCUCUUCAUGUGCAGCUAGAUAUGGCCCACCUCGACCUCCACCACCCCCUAACGCCAAACCAUUCUGCUGCUAUUCAGUUCAUGCAUAAUAAUGCUCACCCCGCCGAUCUGCGCCCAACCACCCGGAGACGACUCGUCAGCUUGGCCUUAGAUGCGGCUGAUCGGCUGAAGGAGGUUGGAGACGUCGAGCAGGCCUCCUGGGUUGAGCGCUUCUUAUCGAGGAUAGGCAACGAUCUCACACUGGGUAUUCUUAACCCAGAGCGUGACUUGAUAGCAUCAGAAUUACCGAUACAUCGUAUGUGGUGAUUCUUGUAAUCGAUCAUAUGAAAAGGGGGUAGGUGUUUUUGUACUGGGUCGGCGUUUAAGGGGUUUGAGAUAUACCUACAGAUUAUGAGCGGUAAAGGAGCUUUUUACUCUGCUAUCAUGAAUAUACAGUCACGUACAUACUCAUAGUUAGAGAGCUGCCUUGACGGACGUUAUUGUGUAUAUUUGGCAUUGAGCCUUGAUUUCACCAGCGAAUCUAGGUUACUAGGCAUGAACAGAUAGUUCUCAAAAACCAGUA